Messenger RNA from Acanthosepion pharaonis, 1890 nucleotides. The record is from the annotation of a GenBank genome assembly. NCBI's taxonomy places the organism in Eukaryota, Metazoa, Mollusca, Cephalopoda, Sepiida, Sepiidae.
AUGCCGCCUCCUCCUCCUCCUCCUCCUCCUCCUCUUUCUUCUCCUAUUAAUUUAUUAUUCUGUCUUUCCUUCUUUCUUUAUUCAUUUUCUAUUUUUCUUUCUUUCUUUCUUUUUUUCUUUCUUUCUUUCAUUCAUUCAUUCAUUCUUUCUUUCUUUCUUUUCUGCCCAAUGGAUAAAAAUGGGCUGAAAAGAAAGCAGUUAACGAUAAUUUCCUUUUCCUGUUCGCUUCAAUUUCUUUACAAUGGAUUUUCUCAAAUUCUUUUCUUUAUUAAUUUCUUUCUGUCUUUCUUUCUUUGUUUCUACUCUUAUUCAUUACUACAUUUUCUUUUUUCUUUCUUUCUUCUUUUUUUCUUUCUCUCUUUCUUCAUUUCUUUCUUUGUAUAUGUAAAAAUUUUCUUUUUUCUUUCUUUUUUUCUCCACUUUUUUCUCUCUUUCAUCGUGUCUCUUAAUUAUGAACUUUUAUUCAUAUGCAAAAGUUUCCAUCACAUUUUCUUUGUGUCUGGGGAACAGGCACAAGGCUUAAACCAGAUUUUCGCUGAAAAUGUUUCGAUCUCAACUAAAGUAAAAAUUCUUCUUGAUUGUGUUUUUUUUUCUUUCUUUCUUUCUUUUUUUCUUUCUUUCUUUCUUUCUUUCUUUCUUUUGUUAUUUCUUUCUUUCAUUCUUUCUUUUGUUAUUUCUUUCUUUCUUUCUUUUGCUAUUUCUUUCUUUCUUUUGUUAUUUCUUUCUUUCUUUAUUUUGUUAUUUCUUUCUUUUUUUUGCUAUUUCUUUCUUUCUUUCUUUCUUUUGCUAUUUCUUUCUUUCUUUUGUUAUUUCUUUCUUUCUUUCUUUCUUUCUUUUGUUAUUUCUUUCUUUCUUUCUUUCUUUUGUUAUUUCUUUCUUUUUUUCUUUCUUUCUUUUGCUAUUUCUUUCUUUCUUUUGUUAUUUCUUUCUUUCUUUCUUUCUUUUGUUAUUUCUUUCUUUUAUUCUUUCUUUCUUUUGCUAUUUCUUUCUUUAUUUUGUUAUUUCUUUCUUUCUUUCUUUCUUUUGUUAUUUCUUUCUUUCUUUCUUUUGCUAUUUCUUUCUUUCUUUUGUUAUUUCUUUCUUUCUUUCUUUUGCUAUUUCUUUCUUUCUUUCUUUCUUCCUUUUGCUAUUUCUUUCUUUCUUUUGUUAUUUCUUUAUUUCUUUCUUUCUUUCUUUUGUUAUUUCUUUCUUUUUGUCUUUCUUUCUUUCUUUCUUUUUUUUUUUCUUUCUUUUUUCUUUCUUUCUUUUUUCUUUUCUUUCUUUUUUUUUCUUUCUUUUUAUUUCUUUCUUUUCUUUUUUUUCUUUGUUAUUUCUUUCUUUUUUUCUUUUCUUUUUUUUCUUUCUUUCUUUUUGUUAUUUCUUUUGUUUUUCUUUCUUCCUUUUUUGCUAUUUCUUUCUUUCUUUUGUUAUUUCUUUCUUUCUUUCUUUCUUUUGCUAUUUCUUCCUUUCUUUUGUUAUUUCUUUCUUUUGUUAUUUAUUUCUUUCUUUUGUUAUUUCUUUCUUUCUUUUGUUAAUUCUUUCUUUCUUUCUUUCUUUUGUUAUUUCUUUCUUUCUUUCUUUUGUUAUUUCUUUCUUUUUUUUGUUAAUUCUUUCUUUCUUUCUUUCUUUCUUUUGUUAUUUCUUUCUUUCUUUUGUUAUUUCUUUCUUUCUUUUGUUAUUUCUUUCUUUCUUUCUUUCUUUUGUUAUUUCUUUCUUCCUUUCUUUCUUUCUUUUGUUAAUUCUUUCUUUCUUUCUUUCUUUCUUUUGUUAUUUCUUUCUUUCUUAUAUUUUUGCACAAUUUCUGUCUUUUACCGUCUGUCUUACAUUUUUCUUUCUAAAUUCUUUCUUCGCUUAAUAAUUCUCUAUUUCCUUCCUUCUCUUUCCUCUCUUUCUUUCAAUAUUUUUUCUUAA